UUUCAGGGAAUGUAAAGAGACCACCUCUAAUGCAGGAAUAUGAAAAGGACAUUACAUCAGGAGAGAUGAAACCAUGAAGGCCUCAUUAAGUAUUCAUGCCUGAGUGGACUGACCUGUUUGAGAGGAAAAACACAAUAAUCAAUAUGUUCCUGAUAAACUCUUCACUGCCACCCUGUGUAGAAACCCUCACGUGAAUAGAAAGACUUUUGUUGGGGCCAAUCAGCAGGGCCCGUUAGAAACAGUGGGACAGGUGAAUUUGGAUCCAGUAACCAUAGAGAGCCAGAACAAACAGAGAAGUUUCCGCUCGCACCAUCAGCUGUUGAGAGGUUUGUGUUUCAAAAUAAAAGCGCUACUGUAAUCCUGAAUGCCUUUACAGCGUGUUUUUGUCUGUUAUGUUUUAUUGUGAUACUUACUAAGCCGGAAGUGAUGGUGUCAUUAGCUCAACCUUGACAGGUACUCCGCCGGAGAAGCCUCUAAUGUCGCCUAAACGAAAGAAACUUAGCUCGACAAGUUUUCUUUCGACAGUGACAGACGCAGCGGCCCCUGGAACUCUUAUGUGAACAUUUCUCCCCCGACCUGAGCGUGCGGUGCAGCUAGUUUGGGCCUGUCCGCUUCACGUUGGGCUGGUUGGGAGGCACACCGAACUGUACAAUGCACAUGCUGGCCUCAAACGGAUCCAUAAUGGACAACUUGAACUCGGAGUUGGUGAAAAUUAAAGCGCACUUCUGCGGGGACAUGUUGAUCAUGGACUUGGCAGCCACAGUAACUUUUGUGGAGCUGUGUGAGGAGGUGAGAACGAUGUGCAGCGUUGCCAAGCAGCAGCCCAUCACACUCAAGUGGAUUGAUGAUGAAGGGGACCCUUGUACCAUCUCGUCUCAGAUGGAGCUGGAGGAGGCAUUUCGUAUUCACAAUCGAACCAAGAGGUCUGGACUGCUGCUGCAUGUGUUCCCCAGCAUCCCGGAGCGGCCUGGCAUGCCCUGCCCUGGAGAGGACAAAUCGAUCUAUCGCCGCGGGGCCAGAAGAUGGAGGAAACUCUACAGAGUCAACGGACACCUCUUCCAGGCCAAGCGCUUUAACAGGAAAGCCUACUGUGGCCACUGUAGUGAAAGGAUAUGGGGGCUGGGCAGGCAGGGCUACAAGUGUAUCAACUGCAAACUGCUGGUCCAUAAGCGCUGUCACAGACUCAUCCCUCAGACCUGCCAAAGGCUUAUGGAUCCAGUCAUGCCAUCACAAGAGCCCCCUUCAGACGCCAAGAGUGAAGAGGUGGACCUUCCACCAGAUGACACAGAGGACACAGAUGGGAUACCUUUUUUACCGCACAACUGUACAGUGGAUAAAACAGAAGACACAGACACAGAGGACAUCAAAGCAGUAGUGGAUGGCAUCGAUGGCAUUAAGCUGUCCCAGGGCCUGGCGCUCGGGCUGAGCGAUUUUGACCUGAUCCGAGUGAUCGGCCGUGGAAGCUAUGCGAAGGUUCUGCUGGUUCGGCUAAAGAAGAAUGAGCAGGUGUACGCCAUGAAGGUGGUGAAGAAGGAGCUGGUCCAUGAUGAUGAGGAUAUUGACUGGGUGCAGACAGAGAAGCAUGUGUUUGAGCAGGCGUCCACCAAUCCAUUCCUAGUAGGCCUCCACUCCUGUUUCCAGACAGAAAGUCGGUUAUUUCUGGUGAUUGAAUAUGUGAACGGCGGAGACUUGAUGUUUCAUAUGCAGCGACAAAGGAAGCUCCCUGAAGAACAUGCAAGAUUUUAUGCUGCUGAAAUCUGUAUCGCUCUGAACUUCCUGCAUGAAAAGGGCAUCAUCUACCGCGACCUGAAGCUGGACAACGUUCUCUUGGACCACGAGGGACACAUCAAGCUCACAGACUAUGGCAUGUGCAAGGAGGGGAUCAGACCAGGUGAUACCACUAGUACCUUCUGCGGAACACCUAACUACAUUGCACCUGAGAUCCUCAGAGGAGAGGACUACGGCUUCAGUGUGGACUGGUGGGCUCUGGGAGUGCUGAUGUUUGAGAUGAUGGCUGGGAGGUCCCCGUUUGACAUUAUCACAGACAAUCCUGACAUGAACACAGAGGAGUACCUCUUUCAAGUUAUUCUUGAGAAGCCCAUUCGCAUCCCAAGGUCUCUGUCUGUGAAAGCUGCCAGCGUGCUCAAGGGCUUUCUAAACAAGGAUCCUAAGGAGCGGCUGGGAUGCCAGGUCCAGACAGGCUUCACCGAUAUCAAGUCACACACAUUUUUCCGCAGUAUAGACUGGGACCAGCUGGAGAAGAAAGAGGUGACACCACCCUUCAAACCUCAAAUCUCUGAUGACUACGGCCUCGAAAACUUCGACACGCAGUUUACUAAUGAACCAGUGCAGCUAACACCAGAUGAUGAGGACGUCAUCAAGAGAAUAGACCAGUCCGAGUUUGAGGGAUUUGAAUACAUCAACCCCCUGCUGCUAUCCACAGACGAGUCUGUAUGAAGGAGAGACCAGCUUCCUCCUUCGCCCACCUACUGUUUGUCCAAGCUGCCGUCUCAGCCAAAAAACCACUCGCAAGCCAACUCUGAAAGGCGAGGAGGAGGAGGAAGAGUAAAGGACAACAGGGAGGACGAACUCCCCCUCUGGACCUGUCAACAAGGCAAAGCAAACAGGAAAAUGGGAGAGUUUCCUUCCUGGACGAUUCAGAUUGUUGUGUCGGGUACUGAACUCUUCUUGUCAUCUACAAGGAAAACAAAGAUACUGGACUUCAAGAACAUUCCCUGUCGUUACGUUGUCUUCCCCUUUCUUUUCUUUUUCUCCGUCAGCUUCAUUCCUUCCCUCCUUCGACUGUCCAUCCUCGUGUCGAAGCACGACUGGCUUUGUAAUUUGAACAGAGAGCUGUUUCAUUCUGUGCCUGCCGUCAUGAACACACUUCUCAUGUCCGUCUCAUGUCCCUGGAUCAAUAUGACAGUUCUGCUGAAGGACUUGAAAUUUUACGUGCACUUUUGUUGUUUUAUUAAUUAUUUUUUUUUCUCUAUCUUGUAGGGAGGGGGGGCGAUGCCUCACACAAAACAAGAAUGUACAAUGACAAAGGAAAAAAUAAGUUAUUAUUGUGUAUUAUAAUGUAGGUAGUGAAUCCAAAAUUGACGAUGCCUUUUUAUUGAUGCAAGUGGCACAUUUUCAUCCGUAACCACAAACUUUUCUUUUUUUGGUUGGGGUGGGAGGGGGGUUAACUGGGAGACGACUUUUUAUUUAAUAAGUGCCUCAAAGAUCGUAUUAAUUACCAUGUCUCUGAUUGCACUUAUCUCUUAUUGAACAUGUCUUCACCCAUCAUGGCUUCAGUAGGUACAGAUCACCUGAAGGCUAGACUCUAUCGGGGUUGGUCAAAUCCAAUCUGUAGGGGACUCGGUAUUUUCGGAGCACAGUAGCCUGCUUCAGUCCUGACUGGAUCUUUUUAUUUUUAAUGAAUCCAUUCAAAUAAUCCAUACAGAGCAAAUUAUUUAUGACCGGCCUAUAUAUUCACAAGAGUAGCAUCUAAGCCAACCUCAGAUGUGGUGUCAGGAAGAGACGGAGCGUCAGCAUUAAAGCAUGAUGUAUAGAUGGCGUCCUGCAAUACGAGUUUUCCCAAAGCCAAAUUAUCAUUCAGAAAUGUCACAGGUAGGUGUUGUGCAGCAGACAGCAUUCAUACAGUCCUGUAUUUAGAAAGGUGUGUAAAGGCCAUGGUAUACUAAAAGUCUGGCAGCUUUAGAAACACAUUAUAUCAGGAUGUCAGCUGAAAAACAAAGCAGCUCAUUGGCUGUGGCCUCCACAGUGUGUACAGGCCUGCUGGCUGAGCUCAGAUUCUUCCACACCAGCUGCCACUGCGUGACCAUAUGCAGCCGGUCGAAAAUAUCAUGCGACAGGUUGGUUGUGCUGUCUUGUGGAAACGUCUCCAUUUUGGGCUCAUUGUGUGUUUCCGUCUCCACGCUAAGGCUGGCUUUACAUGGUGCAACCACAGCUCAGUGCAACUUCAGAUGUUAGAUUUCUCUUUAGUUAAAAAAAAGACCAAAUAAAAUGACAAAUAAUCAAAAAUCAUGUUUAAAUGAAAUUCAAAUGUAUUUUAAAUAUUGUUUUAUGUCUAAGAGGAAUAAAAGGUCUUCUUUUAGCCUCUGAGAGGGCGGGCCGGUGUACAGAGACACUAGUCUGCACCACAGUGUACAGGCAGCAUCCUGUUAGCAGUGCUGCUGAAUAAUAAAGACCUUUUAUCAAGAAAGCAAAAGAUAUCAAAUAUUUGAAAGCGUAGGACCUGUUAAUCACAGAGCAGAGACGCAGUUUAAUUUCAGUUUCACGUCAAACAUGUCCUCAUCCCGUUCUGUACGUGAUGCAUUUGACUAAAUUACUUAACUUUACGGACAGUAGGUGGCCUGGAUUUAACAACAAUUUCCACACUUUAUUGUACUCUCCGCAUCCAUGGUGUUAAUUUCCCACCUGUCCGGGUACAGUCCAAACUUCUGAACACAUCUGUGUAUGCAGACACCCAAUGCAGUAUAAACAGAACUGCCCAUAGUAUCAGGACGAGGGCUGUAUUAUGAAGCUCAGUACAUUUCGAGUACUGCCCAAAAUGUAUCUGUAAUAUUGGCUGUUGAAAACUGUCAUAUCAAAAAUUGGCUUUAAUUGCUUCAUUAAAUUGAUCCAAAUUGGGAAGUGUUUCCAACUUCAGGCUAUAUUUUAUUUAGAUUCUUUUACAAAGCUUUAUUUAACAAUAAUGCACUGAGCAGUUCUGAGUAUCAUAUUAGUACAUUUACAUUUAUUAAUUUUAGCUGACGCUUUUAUCCAAAGCGACUUACAAUUGCUAUAUAUAUCGGAGGUCGCACGCCUCUGGAGCAACUAGGAGUUAAUGUCUUCCUCAGGGACACAUUGGUGGAUGGGUCACAGUGAGGGAUUGAAUCCGGGUCUCUCACACCAAAGGCAUGUGUCUUAUCCAUUGCGCCAUCACCACCCCCCACUAAUACAAUAUAUUAGUAUAUUGAACUCUGUUAUCACCCAGUCCUGAUUGAGAGCUGUAACCUGCAGCUGACAGCAGGAGCCCAGUGUAAAGCCAGCCCAACACAUGGUCAGCUCUCCAACAUCAGCUCAUUUCUCUUUGGUUCUGAUCCAUCAAAGGGGUUUCUAAAUCAUGAUUUUCACUUCCCCAGCUGGUGCAGAGUAUGUACAAAACCAGCAAGAAGCCAAACAAGAAGCCAUGAGUUUAUUUGUAUACAGGAAGCUUUAAGCUGUUUCUAGUUCAUGCAAGUUUAACUUCGUAUACUGCCACCUUUAUACACAGCAAGCGACUUAUUUGGAACCAAAUUUAGGAGCCUUGAGCUGUUAAAAGGCCGGGAUAAAAUCAAACACAUGCACAACUGUGAAUAUCAACUAGGAGCAUGGAUUAAUGCCACGGACUCUGAAAUGAGCUUUGUGUUGAUCCCCGGGAGAAGAAGCGCUCUCGGUUGGCUGAGAUGGAUUUGAUGAAAUCUGACCCGUGCUAAUUUGAUAACCACAUAAUAGGAUUAAUUAGCUGAUCCCGAGUCAAAGGGUCUCAAUUAGCUGCAGGGCCUUUAAAGGGACAGAAGAAACAGAUUGGGAGAGGAGCGAUAAUGAAGCAGAUCCACAGUCACCGCACACACACACUUCAAAAAGCUGGAAAUCACUUCCACAUUCGACAAGCUUCCUCAUCCGACCCCCAAAACUCCAUCUGAGUUGAUCAGAGCCGUGUUUUGUUGAUCUAUUUGCACACCAGGUGAUACGUUAGUGGCAUUCUUCUUUUCUUGAGGGACCAAUGGAUUGACUGGGAGUUCUUGAAACCACAUUACAGAGCAGCGAGGGCCAUUCAGACAUCUAAAAAUGAUUUAAAUUAGUCCAUGAUUUUUUUUCUAACAUAAUGCCAGUUGGAUAUGCUUAAUUUUGCUUCACUGCAUAUUUGUAAAUAUAUGUAAUUAUUAAAAAUGAUACUGGUUUUCCGUGAA
Molecule: messenger RNA, 5939 nt
Organism: Micropterus salmoides (largemouth bass)
Lineage: Eukaryota; Metazoa; Chordata; Actinopteri; Centrarchiformes; Centrarchidae
Gene: prkcz
Product: protein kinase C, zeta
Exons: 18
Coding region: 652-2457 (601 amino acids)
Biological process (GO): protein phosphorylation
Molecular function (GO): ATP binding; protein binding; protein serine/threonine kinase activity
Source: RefSeq, a predicted model, not a curated record